Molecule: messenger RNA, 615 nt
Organism: Schizophyllum commune H4-8
Lineage: Eukaryota; Fungi; Basidiomycota; Agaricomycetes; Agaricales; Schizophyllaceae
Exons: 1
Coding region: 160-474 (104 amino acids)
Source: RefSeq, a predicted model, not a curated record
GGAGGGGGGGAGUUCAGGAGGCUCUGAGAGAGUCGAGCAUGCCGAGAGAGAGGUGAACCGCGACAGGGGGGGCAGAGCUAUCGGGACACGAAACAAACGCAGCGCGGGGGAAGGGCGAGGGAGAGCGCCGUCAGCGCGCAACUUCCCUUUGGAAGCGACAUGGGCACAACCUCCGGAGGCGAGACGCGCAGAACCCGCACCAGCAUCCACAACACCUCACCCAAACCUCCCAUUCCCCCCCCCACCACCACCCCUUCCCUCAAUCCCCCACCCCACCACCACCACCCCUGCCUUCGUUCCCCCUGCCCAACCCCAAAAAAACCAAACCCCCACUCACCCAACGCCCUCCUCACAUUCGCGAGCGCGGCCCGGAUCUCGUCGACGGUGAGCCACACGAGGACGAGGCGGAUGGAGAUGAGGGAGAAGAGGCCUGGUUGGGGUUCGUUAGUGAGUGUGGUCACGCAAGGGCGUUAGCGAGUGUGGUUGGCGAGAGCGUUAGCGAGAGUGUUUGGCGAGGGCGUUGGCGAGCGUCAGCGGAAGUGUUUGGGGGUAAGUAGGGGGGCGUGAGGGGGAGGGAGUGGAAGGGAGAAAGAGGGAGGGAGGAGGGAGGAGGGA